AUGUCGAGAGGACAAAAAUCGAGCGUGCCAAGCCUCUAUGAUCGUAUUGAGAGUGCUUUGGAGCAGAAGGAGAAGGGAAAUGCGUUGAUCGCCAAGAGGGACUACGAACAAGCGCAAAAGUGCUACGACUCGCACGCCACCACAGCAAUGGCAGACGUACACCAACUCUCCAUGGAGCGUCCUCACAUCCUUCAGUACCCCCGUGACGAGAUCGCAGGGCUCGCAUUUCAUCAGACGCCGAUCGCAACAUUCACUGAGCUCCUGAAUGCAGCUCAAUCUGUCGAGAUGCAAACCUCUUCAGCCGGGAAAGCACAAGCGAACCCGAAACCAGAAUGUUCCCUGACCCGUCGUCGUCUGCAGAACCGGGUAUCCUGCCGCAAGACUCGACUGAAGCGCAAGCUCCAGCAACACGAGCGCCAAGUUCUAGCUCAUGAACGUCAAGAACGCCACCAGUAUCUCUCGCAGCUUGCCCACAAACUCGGUGUUAUUGACGGCAAAGAAUUUGUGCACACUUCGUGCGGUACCAACCUAGAUAAGCUCUUCCGUGAGUUCGCAGUGAAGAGUCUGCACUACGCACUGGUGGAUCACGAGUAUCCCGGGUGGGUUAAUGUUGCCAGCGACCAAAUGACAGCACGCAAGGACACAAACCAAGACCGACAAGGCGAUGCCUCUCCAUCGACCAGACGAUCCAAGCGUCUACGUCGUGUUCAUGACAAGGAUGUCGCUACUGCUCUUCAAAGUGAUCCCAGAGCUCCCCAAGCCUCGUUGGUCGAGCAAUGGCGAUCGGUUGUCGACGGACUUCAGAAUGUCGACUUGAAGCUGCAUCGAAUGAAGGAGACUGAUCUGGGAGCUAGUGUCUUUGAGCGACAGUGCUACUGGAAGUUCGUGGCUGUGAGCUCCACCAAGGUGCAACAAGAGGGCGAGAUCGCUGCCGUUGCCGUCUCUGGAGUCACUUCUCUCAAGUUUUACCAACGACAAGUGCAGGAAGUCAACAUCCGUUCAAUCAGACGUGACCAAGAUGCCCACUUCGACUUCGCCGCCAGCCCAAGCAACAUCGACGCAGCCAACUAG
Molecule: messenger RNA, 1071 nt
Organism: Phytophthora infestans T30-4
Lineage: Eukaryota; Oomycota; Peronosporomycetes; Peronosporales; Peronosporaceae
Exons: 3
Coding region: 1-1071 (356 amino acids)
Source: RefSeq, a predicted model, not a curated record